Messenger RNA from Betta splendens (Siamese fighting fish), 7804 nucleotides. RefSeq names its product AF4/FMR2 family, member 4 (gene aff4). The coding region runs from base 871 to 4341 and encodes 1156 amino acids. The transcript is spliced from 23 exons. The record is from RefSeq and is a predicted model, not a curated record. Gene Ontology annotation, cellular component: super elongation complex; nucleus. Gene Ontology annotation, biological process: regulation of gene expression. NCBI's taxonomy places the organism in Eukaryota, Metazoa, Chordata, Actinopteri, Anabantiformes, Osphronemidae.
UUUUAUUAGUUACUAGUUUAUUUAGUAGUUUUUAAACCAACUUGUAUUUGUUUGUCUGUAAUUGCAGUGUUGACUCCUGCAGCACACACGAAUACUUACAUUAUACAGUUUUUACAGAGCUCUUUUCUUUUUUUUAACAUUAAGUUUUUUUGUUCUUCUGAUUUAUUUAGCUUUUCCUUCUAAUAUUGUUACUAUGCAUAAUUGUGGUUUUGAGUGAUGUGCUCCUGCCAGAUUGGAUCGUCUGGUGCUCAGCUUCACAUUAGACCUACAUAACCUCCUUCUACAAUGCCAUCUUUCUCUUUCGAUUUCACUCUUAACACUUACAACCCGGUACAUGCACACCCCCAUCCACAUUUCACCUCCAUGGUUCUCCACACACACUUUAACCACAUUAAGAGAAACAAAAGCCGCGGCUGCCUCUAAAACUUCACUUAAUAUGCACCUUCCCCUGCCGUUUGCCGACAUGGUAUCUCCUGAGAACAAGGAGUCACCUCCCCUCCCUAAUUCAGAUUUGUCUUCACUCCAAGGAAAUACAUUGUACCUUCGAAUCGAGUAAAAGAACUGAAGUUACUCUCUCAGCUGUAGAUACUUUUAGAAAGGUGCUUUUCUCUGAAGGAGGUUGGCGGAGAAACUUAGCCUGGCAAGUCAUGCCAAGAAUACUUCUGAAUCCCUGGGAGAGCCUCUGAACCCUCCUCCCCUCCUCCUUCCAAUGUUUCAGUGGUUGGGGCCAUGGCCUCUCAGUCAGGUGUCUUCUUCCUGAUGUGGAAUCGGAUCUUUAUCUGCUUCUCUUCAUCAGCCACAAGUGAAGGACAGAGUGUUCAGUUGCCAGUUAUGGAGCCAAUGGCAUUAAGCUGCAGGUCAUAAUGCAACAUGAACCGUGAGGACCGGAAUGUGCUCCGAAUGAAAGAAAGAGAAAGGAGAAAUCAAGAAAUUCAACAGGGAGGAGGAGGAGGAGGAGAGGCCUUUCCAGCGAAUUCCCCUCUCUUCCCUGAACCCUACAAAGUGUCCAGCAAAGAAGAUAAAUUGUCCAGCCGUAUCCAGAGCAUGCUGGGCAAUUACGACGAGAUGAAAGAACCCAUUGGUGACACACUUCCAAAGCUUGGCGGUAAACCUUCUAACAGCUCGUCUUCCUCUGAGGAAAAGUCAGGCCCACCUUUGUUUGGUGGUGAACAGCGUGGUAUUAGUGGUGGUGGCAGCAGCCAGAGCAGUAAGUGGACUCCAGUUGGCCCCCCAGCAGGUGGAUCUUCAUCACAGCCCCAGAAACGCUCAGGACUCCAGGUUGGGCACAGCAGCCAGCGUGGCAACGGGGGCAGUAGCAGCAGCAGCAGCAGCAGCAGCAGCAGUAGUAGCCAAAGACACGGAGGAGAAGUGCGGGAGAAGAAGUCAAGUAAACACAGUGGGGGAUCCGAGCACUCAAAGUCUCACACAUCAAGUCCGGCAAAGGGCUCGCUGAGCUCUAGCCACUCACGGAGCUCCCUGUCGACUGAGCAGCAUCACAGCAAGGAGCGCUACCGCUCCAAGUCCCCACGAGAGGCCAACUGGGACUCACCCUCGCGGGUUCACACCUCCUUCAGCAGUGGACAGCACUCGAGUCAGGCCUUUCCCCCAUCUCUCAUGUCCAAGUCCAGCUCCAUGCAACAGAAGCCCACAGCUUAUGUCCGGCCUAUGGACGGCCAGGAAACGGCAGAACCCAAGAGCUCGCAAGCAGAAAGCUACAGCGGACAGUCCCACAGCAACACCAUGGGAGAGAUGAAGUCCAACGGCAAGGCAUCGCUUUCCAAACUCAAGAUUCCCUCGCAGCCUGUGGAGGGACCCGGCGAUGCUAACUGUGUGGAUGAAAUUCUGAAGGAAAUGACUCAGUCGUGGCCCCCUCCGCUCACAGCCAUCCACACUCCCUGCAAAACGGAGCCCUCCAAGUUUCCAUUCCCUACGAAGGACUCUCACACUUUUCCAAGUGGACAUAAACGAGGCAGUUCUUCUAAGAGCUCUAGCAGCCACCAGCCCAAAGCUUGUGAGGACCCUCCAACGAUGCUGGAAGAUGACCUGAAGCUAAGCAGCAGCGAGGAUAGUGACGUAGAACAGGACUCUGCCAAAAAUGUCUCAAGGAACACAUCAGCAAGCAAUAACAGUGAAGAAGCAGAUCAAUCGAGGGACGAUUCCAGCAGUCACAGCGGCUCAGAGAGCAGCUCGGGUUCGGACAGCGAGAGCGAAAGCAGCACGACAGACAGCGAAGCCAACGAGCCCCCGCGGCCCACCUGUCCCGAACCUGAAGAAACCCCGGCAAACAAGUGGCAGCUGGACAACUGGUUCAAAAGGCCCAAACAAUUCUCCCCAGCCUCUCCAGUAGACAACAACAACGUUCCAACAAAGUGCAAGAAAGACGGACGAGAUAACGGCUCAGGACGUGGCUACAGUGGCCAGGGAGGGGGGACAAAAGACUCCGCGGCACCCACUCCAACCAGAGACUUACGGGCAGCACAGAAAGGUGCAGAGGGUGGCCGUGGGCGUCAGAAAUCCCCCGCCCAGAGCGAGGGCAGCACCAAUCCACGAAUCCGUGUUGGGAAAAAACAGCCGAAGAAGUCAGAGAAGCCGGUGGUGGAGGAACCCAAAGGAGGUCUAAGAGUGGAGAGUGAACCAGCUCCAGAGGUCCCGCCCCAUCGGCCCAAAGCUGCGACCAAGGGUUCCCGCAAACCCAGCAUCAAAAAAGAGCCCAAGUCGUCUCCUCGGCCCACGACCACCGCUGUCACGACCACUGCAGAUAAACGCAAGGCCAAGGCUCCCACCAAGACCUCCCAGAAGUCUCGAGAGUUUGUUGAUACGGACUCUUCUUCCUCAGACUCUGAGGGAAAUGACAGCAUCCCGUCUUCCUCCCAAACGCCCAGGUGCACAGACAGAAUCAGGACGCCUGUGUUUUCUUUGGAAGAGAAAGACCUUUUGUCUCCACUCAGUGACCCUGAGGAGCGCUACCCUGCAAGGCCGCCUCAGCAGCAGGUUUUACUAGUGAAGAUAGAUCUCACCUUGUUGUCCAGAGUCCCAGGACGGCCUUACAAGGAUCCAGCAGAGAUCAAAGUGGAGAGGGAAGACUCUCUAGACAGGGACAGCAAAGACUUCAGCAAGCAGAGCACAGACAAGAGCUCUAGCAAGGCCAAGAGAAAACACAAGAAUGAUGAAGACGGCACGAAACCCGAGAACAAGAGACGCAAGGUUGAGGAUAAGUCUCUAUCUCAUCAUAAAAAUAGCAGUAAAGAGUCUAAAAGGUCUUUGGAAAAGAAAGAGGAGCCGGUUCCUUCUCCGUCCAUGUCUGGACUGCAGCGGACGCCCAAGGCAGAGCAUCCUAGUCGGAAAAGGACAGUCAGCCAGUCCUCCACAUCUUUGUCCAGUGGGACAGGAAGUGGAAAGGAGGGCAGUCACAGCACUAAAGGCAGCUCCACCUCUAAACAUAGAAAAGGAGAGGACAAGGGACGUAGCACACGGGAUGGCAAGGAGAAAUCCUCAAAAGGUUGUGAUAACCAGCUGGCUGUGCCUCCCCUCUCCACGGAUGGCUCAAGGUCUCAGAGAUCCAAGCUGGUGUUUGAGGACAGAGUCCAUUCAGCAGAUCACUACUUACAGGAGGCUAAGAAACUGAAACACAAUGCAGAUGCACUGUCGGACCGUUUUGAGAAAGCCGUUUACUACCUGGAUGCUGUGGUGUCUUUUAUUGAAUGUGGUAAUGCACUGGAGAAAAGCGCCCAGGAGGCCAAGUCUCCCUUCCCCAUGUAUGCUGAAACAGUGGAGCUUAUCAAAUACACUAUGAAAUUAAAAAACUACAUGGCUCCAGAUGCUACGUCAGCAGACAAAAGGCUAGCUGUGCUUUGCCUGCGUUGCCAAUCCCUUCUCUACCUGCGGUUGUUCAAACUGAGGAAAGACAGUGCACUAAAAUACUCCAAAACACUUACAGAACACUUAAAGAAUUCUCUGAGCAACACCCAGGCUCCCUCUCCUGGAAUGGGAAAUAAGGCAGCAGGCAUGCCCUCUCCAGUGUCCCCCAAACUGUCCCCGGGCACCGCCAGUGGCUAUUCAUCAGUCGUCAGCAGCAGCAGCAGCACCAGCUCGUCUGUGAACAUACCUCAACGUAUCCACCAGAUGGCUGCCAGCUACGUCCAGGUCACCUCCAACUUCCUGUACGCCACUGAGGUCUGGGACCAAGCUGAGCAACUAUCCAAGGAGCAGAAAGACUUCUUCUUGGAGCUGGACAAGGUGAUGGGUCCUCUCAUCUUCAACACCAGCUCCAUGACAGAACUGGUGCAUUACACACGGCAGGGCCUCCACUGGCUGCGCCUGGAAGCAAAGCCCGUUCCCUAGCAAGGACUCGCUCCCUGCGCGCUGCUUCCACAAGCACACACCCACACACCUCGACCUCUUUUGUUCAGCAGCAUGUGCACAAGCACGGUCCACCUCUGGUCCUCCAUCGACGCAAACACAGAAGCGAUAAACUUCUCAGACAUGUCUCCAACACUGUGUUCAUUUUUCUACACCAGCUUGCCAAAAAACACUGAGCAAUUUAGAAAGGUGUCCUGCCUGCCACAGCACCACGUGGGGAGAAGCAUCAGUACUUCAACACGGGAAUAAAGAGCUUAUGGCCACGCUUAAUGGACCAGCAUUCCUACCACAUCCCAGAGGGCCAUGUUUUUAUCUCCUUGGCAUGGAAACGCUGAAUCCUUUAUGAUACAGACACUAAAAAUGAGGUUUGGUUUAUUGGCUACUUUGGCUUUUAAGAGUUUCUUUUACUUCACCAAAGUACCUCCCACAAACACCAAAGGUGCUUUAAAACGAAGGUUUCUCUUUAUAAUUUUUGUGCCUUGUAUGUGAGCUACAGGAAAACAUUCACGUAUCAUCUCUGGGUUUUUGUUUUGCUUAUCACGGUUGUCCUCGUGCAUCUUAACCUUUUGGCAUGUGAUGGAAGCUGGCAGCCUUUCAGUUUUAAACAAAAUCCCCUUGAAACAUUUAGGUGCAGAUGGUUUUGGCCACUACUUGUUAAGAUAAUGUUUUCGAGCAGUACUGGGUAACCUUGUAUUCCCAUCUGUGUGCAUGACAGAUAAACCCUCAUGACACAUAUUUUUAUAAAUGUUCUAUUUAUUACCGUAUUGGUUUUAACAGUGUAAUCUUUUAGAGUCAUGAACUUCUAGAAAAUGAAAUGUUGCCUCAUUGUUGGCGUUUGUUCAAACCACUAUGGUCUUGUUGCAUGUAUGGAGCAGCGUGACCCCUAUGGGCCACCAACGGGAGCAUUUUGACUCUUGCGCUUAAAUAAAACCCAUUUUAAUGUUCUCUCAAAGAGAUCUUCAGCUUCCUCGAAGCGCCACGAGGCAAGCCGCCUCCUGUGAAAUGUUUUUACACUUUUAAUUUGUUCAUGGAGACAUUUCCUCUGGAGACUCCCUUCCGGAUAGUGUUAUUCUGUCUUUGAUCCCUUGUGUUCUCAGUGUAUUUUCCCAAGGAACAGCAGGGAGUGUCUGAGUAUUGAUCUUAUUCACACAUACAAUGCAGUUAUUAUACAUCACAGAUUAUAAUAACGGCCCUAAUGACCACUAAUGUGACAGCAAAAUCAAAUUCAUCAGUUUAUAGCGGGAGACUCAUCAGUGAUGCAGGUUAGCAGUGUUGCAUAUAUAUAUACAUAUAUAUAUAUCUAUAAUUAUAUAUUUCAAUUUAGAAGUAUAACAGCUAAUAUAGAAUUUAUUUAUAUACCGAGCAGCUUUUUUUCCCUUUCUGGCCAAGCAGAAGUAUAAUUUCUUUUAAAACAGGGUUGAGCAGGACUUUCAAGAUGCAAAGUAUUUGUGUGUAGUCGUUUCUAUUUAAAACAAUAAUCAUACUUGUAUUACCAGUAGAUGAGAACGGAGUCAGGCUGAUGUGACUAUGGUUCAGCCGGCCGGGUUACAGAUGUAACAGUGUACACCAGCUGUGCAAGUAUGAACAUUACUGUUACUUAAAAUGAGCAGUUUAGGAAACAUUUCUGGUCUUAAGUAAUCGUCAGUGACAUCUUUUUUGUUUUAUGCCUCUUGUCUGAUAAAAGACGCUGGAAAAGAUCAAACUGAGGCCGAAUCAUAUUCAUGGAAGUUUCAGUUAAUCUGGUUCUAGCUGUUGGUAAAUGAACUUAACACUAAAAUGCCAGAAGGUGAAAUGACUUUGGUGGACAUCACUUUUCCGUUUCAAUUAACGUUCAUCUCAACACAACAAACCUGUAGGACUGCGAUUUGACCUCAGCUUGACCUUCUUUGUGUGUUUUCUUUUCUUGCCUGACUCCCUGGUCUUUAUUGUAGGAGGGGAUACUGUUAUUUCCUCUUGCACUUGAAACAUUAAAGUCAGAGGAGGUGUUAUUUUAAUCUAUGCAGGAUUUUUACACAACUGUUUUUGUGGGGGGUGGAAGACUUAAUUUUUUUUUUAACGCUUGGGAUUUUUUCCCUGCAUUUUUUUCCCCUGUCUCAGCGAGAAACCUGUUAUACUCAAGAGUCCAAUGCCUUUAGAUUUUGCAACUUUGUGUACUGGUUUAGUAUAAAUAUGUAUAUAGAUCUGUUUUUUAACCAAACACAGAUGGCUUGAGGCAUUUUGUACUUAACGCUGGAGGCCACUUUUCUCAUAGGAAUUCCUCUGUGGGUUUUGCCAGCCCAGUCAAUGUCUUCAUACACUGGUACACUUUGUAAGUACAGGUCCGCGCCUUGUAGUCAAAUGUACAAAUUUAGUAUUGGAAUAAUUUUUAGCUGUUUGCUACUUACACUUAUUUAUUUUUCUGCCCCUUUGCUUACAUUUUUUUCUAUUUUGCCUUUUUCUUGAAUACCAUUUUAUGAAGCAGGAAGAUGUAAAUGUACUGGGGUUGUUGAUGAGAUUUCCUUGUAAGUAAUUAAUAUUAAUUCUAACUUGAAAGAAUCCAGGGUAAGAAGUUCGUUUUUUUUUUUUUUUUUUUUUCUUCAGUAGGAAGAUGUUAACACUUGCAUGUUUCUAUUUAAAUACAAAUGUAUAAAUUGUAAAUAUAUCAUUUCUUUUAAGGGUGAAUUUCUACUACAGGAUGACAUUUUUAUUAAAUUUAAAAAUGCUGUAAAUACAUGUGAUAUAUUUUAUGCACAUUAUCUCCAUCCCACUGUGGACUUUUGUGUUCUCUUCUUCCUCACCGUUACAGAUGACAUCUCGUCUCUUAACGCUGUUUAUCAAAUUGAUUUCUGUCGUUCUCUUACUAUGCUCGUUCACUUCUGUCUUCUGCUUUACUGUCUCUCAGUAUCAUGUCGCCACAUAAUCAUUAAUGUCUCUUGAUCCAAGUGUGACUAUUUUGUCUUCUCUGUAUUUGGAGGCGUGUAUCGCUCAUGAAAUGUAUAUUUCUGAUUUCACGAGCAGGAUGGAAGGCGUGUACAGUCCUGUUAUGUAAAACCACGUCUUGUUUCUUCCUCACGAGAGAGAUGUAUUUACUGUGUCCCUUUGAAACAAUUGGUCCAACAUGUCUUUUUCAAACAGAGGUAUUUCUCUACACGUCAAACAGUUGUAGCAGUUUAUACAGUAAACAGUUAUGUCACACCUUUUAUCUACAAGUCGUCUCCGAUGUGAGACCAGCAGCAAACGCCAUGUACAAUAGUCUGAAAUCGAUUAGUUUUAAGAGAACUGAUGAUAGAGAUGCUAUAUAUGAUGGAUGCAAUACGAUUAAAGGUACUCAUCGAGUUUGACCUUCAAACUUAGGUUAUGUAAUUUAAAAGCAUUCUUGUGAAGUGAGUAUUAAUUGUGACUAAUGAGUCUGUCCUGAAUAUUCUUUGUAUUUUGCCGUAUUGAGAAUAAAAUAUAUAUAUAUGGA